Molecule: messenger RNA, 4623 nt
Organism: Rosa chinensis
Lineage: Eukaryota; Viridiplantae; Streptophyta; Magnoliopsida; Rosales; Rosaceae
Product: eukaryotic translation initiation factor 3 subunit C
Exons: 6
Coding region: 220-2997 (925 amino acids)
Biological process (GO): translational initiation
Cellular component (GO): eukaryotic translation initiation factor 3 complex
Molecular function (GO): translation initiation factor activity; RNA binding; translation initiation factor binding
Source: RefSeq, a predicted model, not a curated record
AAGCAACCAACCGACGAAGGAAAUGGCGAAACCUCUGCAAUUCGUAGACUGCAUCUUCCCCUAUAUAAUCCCACUAUAUUUCCUCUCACCCCUUUUGCCAUUUCGCGAUUGCCCGCUACCAAACCCGAUCAUCCCGGAGCAGAAUCGCGCCAAAGUCAGGGAAUUUACUAUAAUCCAAUUAUCGUGAGUUUUACUUGAGCUGUUGCGGUUUCUAAGACAAUGGCAUCGAAAUUCUGGACUCAGCGUGAAAGCGAUUCGGAGGAUGAGGAGAGUGAGUAUGGUGAGGAGGUUGAAACUGGAGGUGGUGAGUCUAGCACCAAAAAAGUGGACAACAAAUACCUGAAGCACAUGAAUGAUAGCGAUAGUGAUGAUUCGGAUGACCAAAAGCGUGUUGUUAGAUCAGUGAAAGACAAGCGUUUCGAUGAGAUGAAUGCCACUGUUGACAGGAUUAAGAAUGCAAAGAACAUAAAUGAUUGGGUCAGCUUGCUUGACUGCUUUGACAAGAUCAAUAAACAGCUUGAGAAGUUCAUGCGGAUCACUGAGUCCGAAAAGGUACCAACACUAUAUAUCAAAGCCCUUGUUUUGUUGGAGGAAUUUUUGAGCCAGGCUCUAACAAAUAAGGAUGCUAAGAAGAAGAUGAGUAGCAGUAAUGCCAAGGCCUUGAACUCAAUGAAGCAGAAACUGAAGAAGAACAAUAAGCAGUAUGAAGAGUUGAUCAACAAGUAUAAGGAGAAUCCUGAGCAGAGCGAAGAGGAUGAAGAAGAUAAGCAGUCGGAAGAGGAGGAAGAAGAUUCUGAAAUUGAGGAUCCUACAGAUAUAGCAGCUUCGGAUGAUGAGGAAGAGGACGAAGAUGAUACCAAGGAUGGUUGGGAAAAGAAAAUGAGUAAGAAGGACAAGCUCAUGGAUAAGCAGUUCAUGAAGGAUCCUCGUGACAUCACAUGGGAUACAAUUAACAAGAAAUUUAAAGAGGUUGUGGCUGCUCGGGGAAGGAAGGGAACCGGAAGGUUUGAGCAAGUUGAGCAGCUUACCUUCUUGACAAAGGUUGCUAAGACCCCUGCACAGAAGCUUGAGAUUCUUUUCAGUCUUGUUUCUGCUCAGUUUGAUGUCAACCCUGGUCUAAGUGGGCACAUGCCUAUACAUGUGUGGAAAAAAUGUGUGCAGAAUAUGCUCAUUAUACUUGAUAUUCUGGUCCAGUAUCCAAACAUGGCUGUAGAUGACAAGGUGGAGCCUGACGAGAAUGAAUCCCAGAAGGGACCCGAUUAUAAUGGAACAAUCAGGGUUUGGGGGAACUUAGUGGCUUUUGUAGAAAGGAUAGAUACCGAGUUCUUCAAGAGCAUGCAGUGCAUCGACCCUCAUACUCGUGAAUACAUUCAAAGACUUCGAGAUGAACCUAUUUUUGUGGUUCUUGCUCAAAAUGUUCAAGAAUAUUUAGAAAAAGUUGGAGAUUUCAAAGCUGCUGCAAAGGUUGCCCUGAGGCGGGUUGAACUCAUUUAUUAUAAGCCUAAUGAAGUUUAUGAUGCUAUGAGAAAACUGGCUGAGCAGAUAGAAGGUGGUGAUGAAGGUGAAGGCCAAGAGCCUAUAGCAGUUGAGGAAAGUCGGGGUCCAGCUACAUUCGUUGUAACUCCUGAGCUUGUACCGCGGAAACCAACCUUUCUGGAGAGUAGUAGGGCCUUGAUGGAUGUUCUGGUUUCUCUUAUCUACAAGUAUGGAGAUGAUCGCACUAAAGCUCGUGCAAUGCUUUGUGACAUUUACCAUCAUGCUCUUCUGGACAAGUUUCCUACUGCCCGUGACCUGCUGCUAAUGAGUCACCUGCAAGAUAGUAUUCAGCACAUGGACAUUUCAACUCAAAUACUUUUUAAUAGAGCCAUGGCGCAACUUGGUCUCUGUGCGUUUCGAAAUGGACUAAUCACUGAAGGACAUAGCUGCCUUUCUGAACUCUAUUCAGGUGGACGAGUGAAGGAACUGCUUGCACAAGGUGUCUCCCAGAGUAGAUAUCAUGAGAAGACUCCAGAACAGGAAAGGCUGGAGAGAAGACGACAAAUGCCCUUCCAUAUGCACAUUAACCCUGAGCUCCUUGAGGCAGUACAUUUGAUCUGUGCGAUGCUGCUGGAAGUUCCUAAUAUGGCAGCAAACAUCCAUGAUACAAAGCGCAGAGUGAUUAGUAGGACAUUCAGACGGUUGCUUGAAAUGAAUGAGAAGCAAACCUUCACAGGUCCCCCUGAAAAUGUCAGGGACCAUGUAUUGGCAGCUACCAGGGCCCUCCGCAAAGGUGACUUUCAAAAGGCCUUUGAUGUUAUGAAUUCCCUUCAUGUCUGGAAGCUCUUAAGGAAUCGGGAGAAUGUUCUUCAGAUGCUCAAGGCUAAGAUCAAGGAGGAGGCUCUGAGGACCUACCUUUUGAGCUAUUCCCGGUCUUAUAAGACAUUAAGCAUGGAACAACUCCCCAAGAUGUUCGACCUCUCAGAGGCCCAGGCUCAUAGCCUUGUUAGCAAGAUGAUGAUCAAUGACGAGCUCCAUGCUAGUUGGGACCAACCGACAAGUUGCAUUGUCUUCCACGACAUUGAGCACAGUAGGUUGCAGGCUCUAGCUUUCCAGUUCACUGAGAAGCUGUCAGUCCUUGCAGAAAGCAAUGAAAGGGCAACAGAGUUGAAGAUAGGUGGUGGUGGGUUAGAUUUACCUACAAGGCGUAGAGACAGCCAGGACUAUGGUGCUGGAACAACUACUUUGAGUGGUAGGUGGCAAGAGAACAUGUCUUUCACCCAAGGAAGACAGGGUGGUGCCACUGGGCGAACAGGUUAUAGAUCAUUGGCAUAUGGUCAUACUGGUGGAGGAGGGUAUCCUAGGGACCGAACAGGUGCAGGUCAGUUCCGAGGAAUGGGUCAAUAUACACGAUAUCAAGAUGCUGCGCAUGGAGGCUCAGGGAGGACUGGCUACCAUCAGUCUGCUUCAUCUGGAAGGGGAUCUCAGAUGGUCAGUCUUAACAGGGGUGUUCGUGCUUAAGGGAACAUAGUAGCAAGACAAGACUGAAAAUUUUGCCCAUUAGAAAGCUAUUAAAGUUUGAUUUCUUGAAUUCAUAUUUAGGCCCUAUGUGGUGCACACCAAAUAAGACAUCUGGAUAGUAUUAAAUAACACAGAACCAGUGUUUACUUUGCUCGUUAUUUUAGCUACUGGCUGAACUUAAAUAUUUAGGCGUUUAGUACACUUCACUUUCAUAAAAGAACUUAAAAACUCGGGUUACCAAGUUCUCACAAUGCUGCAUUCUCCCCUUGGCUCUGUCUUCUCUCCUGCACCAAAGCUCAAGCUCUAGUCAGAUGCUUCAAGCUCUACUCUACGAGAACUGAAGAAAUCACUCUUUGUCCCCAGUUCUUCAAAUUUUUUUCUUCGUCUUCACAGCAAAACUGGAUUUGUUGUUCUCUGAUGUUUUCUUAUGUAUUCAUUUGUUGUUUUUUUUUUUUGGUUAAUCUUUAUGGGGAUAUUGGUUUUGGCUUGUUAUAAUAGGUUGUUUAGGGAUGUGAUGACUGGUAAAUGGGAUUUUUAGCAUUUAUAGAGGCCAUAAUUUUGCUGAGAUCAUAAACAUGUAUGCAUGAUCCUUUGCUUUUUCAGUAAAUGGAUUUAGUCUAGAGUAAUUGUCUUCAUUGGAGGCUUUACAGGAUGUACCGGUUGCCAUCAAAUUUAAUCAUCUUACUUUAUAUUUAAUCAUCUCGAUAAAAUAGAGGUAUAGUUCAGGUACCAUUUGUGAUAAUAACCCUUUUGGUUUUGGCAAAGGAAAGAAGGCUUAAGUUCUCUGGGGUUGUGACUGCUAGAUAUGAUGUCUUUGCUCACAUAUUUUGGGUUCGGUUCCCCUAUUUUUUUUGUUGCCAAAAUUUGUCUCAUUGUAAUCUUGGUUUCUUUCUUGUGGAUUUUAAACAGCUCCAGUCACUGCACUGUAGAAUUUUGCCCUCUUUAAACCAUGCUUCCUUCUGUUAACAUUUUAAUCAACCAGAACUCCAGAAUGGCUUUUGAAAAUUUAAAACCCUGAGGUGUGUUUUCUUAAUUAUUAGAGACAAAUGGUAAAGUGGAGAUCAGGUUAUAUUCAUUCUCUGAUUAGUAAUAGCUAGCUAGCUAGAUCAAGGCCUCAUUUAUCUGAAUUGAUCUAAGGUGCUUAACUAACAUCAUUAAGCAAUAUAUUGGUGAUUAGAUAUUUAGGUGGGCAUGCAAGGCAAAUAUGAAGACUUCCAAAGGUAAGUUGGCGAUCAUCGGGCUCUAGAAGAAGAGAAAGUUUAGGUUUUGGUUCAAGCUUAGGUUGACAUGGGGUAUUCUGGGAUACGUGUCAUGUGCCAAUUUCGUUCUUCUUUUGAGAAUGUAAGAUUUGGAACUGAAAUAUACAAAAUAGUUGUCAGCCAUUAGAGCAUAUCAGAGAGUUCUUACUAAAACAUGAUAGUUCAAUUGAAAGCGUACAUUUUGUGAAAUAAGUUGUAGUCAUCUUACUAUAUUUAAUGUAAGAUAACUAGGACAAUCCUCUUCUGUCCAUACGAGUCGAAUACACCUGUGCUUGUUUGGAUAAGCUUUCCCACAGAGAUUCUUUUGUUUGAGUUAGUCAAGUUACUCGGUUUGAUAUUCAAGUAUUGUCCUAUGCUGAAUUACCUG